AUGGUUGAAACAACCAUCACAUCUACUGGUGAUGCGAGCAAUAUUGCAAUACCAGUAAGCUAUGAUAUCAAUCACCCCUAUCAUCUCAACAAUUCUGAUUCACCUGGUAUGACACCAGGCAACACUGUAUUUGAUGAAAGAGGAUAUCCAUGGUGGAGAAGAUCUAUUCUCUUGUCUUUGUCAGCCAAGAAGAAACUUGGCUUCAUCAAUGGAGCUUGUCAAUCUCCAGAUCUGAAGUCCCUAGAACAUGAGCAAUGGAGUUGUGUGAAUGACAUAGUCAUCUAUUGGAUCCUAAAUGCUCUUUCAAAAGACAUUGUUGAUAGCAUGAUUUACUCCAAAACUGCAAAAGAGCUUUGGGACAGCCUGGAGCAGAGAUUUGGGAAAUCAAAUGGAGCUAAGCUUUAUCAUCUGCAGAAAGAGUUAUCAGGAAUAACACAGGGAAACAGUGACAUUGCAAGAUACUUUACUAAGCUCAAAUGA
Molecule: messenger RNA, 480 nt
Organism: Nicotiana tabacum (common tobacco)
Lineage: Eukaryota; Viridiplantae; Streptophyta; Magnoliopsida; Solanales; Solanaceae
Source: RefSeq, a predicted model, not a curated record